Messenger RNA from Cimex lectularius (bed bug), 2631 nucleotides. RefSeq lists its product as uncharacterized. Lineage: Eukaryota; Metazoa; Arthropoda; Insecta; Hemiptera; Cimicidae. The record is from RefSeq and is a predicted model, not a curated record. The coding region runs from base 502 to 1008 and encodes 168 amino acids. The transcript is spliced from 3 exons.
AUUAAAAGAUCAUGAAUGAUAAAAAGAAGGAUAAUUCUUAUCUUGAUAUAUCUCAUCUCGUUCAAGGAUGGGAUGGUUAUAGAACUGGGAACAUUGUAAGAGAUAAUCAAUUUUAGAGAAAUUAUCGCAACUAUGCUCGAUAACGGAAUUGAGAAAGCGUAGCCCAAAGGUAUUACACAAAGCAUGGUUUAUUACGGUAACAGCUCUUCCCACAGAAAUUGACAGCUAUCCCUCGUUAUUUACUUACAUACACUUCGGGAAUCGAAAGAGAAAGUACACCUAGAAAGGGAACGGUGUCGCAGGAGGAGAGCCGCGUAGAGAGUAGUCGUGGUGGUGGGUAUUUUGACCCAAAUCCCAUAGCCCCCACCCGAAGAAAGACCAGUGCGGCUUCAGGGACAAUGCCGACGACGUCUUUUUGAGAUUAUUUUCACUUUUAAGCUCGUACGAGAACUGUGCAGUGUCGUGUUAUGUACUUGGCACGAGGGUGAUCUACGAUUCGACAUGGGCUCGCCGUUCAAGGUGCUAACCGCCCUUCUGCUUCUGCAGUUAGCCGGUUUAAGCGAGCCGUUAUUUGUACCAGAGCAGCUUACCACGCUUCUAUCUUUUCUGUACACAAACAUACCACCAAUCCGAAAAGGAACCGACUCGAGAGUGGGCUUUGGUUUUCGGCUAGGGCCAAAUGCUGAUUUCCAGGUGUUGUUUGAACUGGGACCCCAACAGAACACAGUGCCCUUAGGACCCGACAGUGCGGGCAGUUCCAAAAGGGACACGAUCAGUGCGCAAAAACCUCCGACAACCUGGCUCGAAACCUGGCACUCGAAGCAACAGGAUGCUAACCAGGAGGAUGAGUAUGACAUGCCAGUCAAAACCGGCUAUGUCCUCCCUGACCGGGACAUCAUCAACCACCUGCGGCAGCUCUACACGACCAAACCUCCUGAGAUCGUGCCAGAAGAGAAAGAAUUAAAAGCGAAUACAACCGGAAUACAAACAAACUCAUCAUCAAUUUGAAUUUAUAUCUCUUAUAGAUUUUUCUCUAGUGUGAUAACAAAAAAAUGAGAAAAAUAAAGACCACCAGUCAGGAUUGACUCUGACUGAUUAUCACACUUGAUAAAACUGAUUGGUGCGUCUGUAUUUCCCAACUAGCCAAUUUUCCCCGUCAAGUAAGAAUUAAUUAUAGUACAUUUUUUUAUACAAUGCAUUCAUUGUUACACUGUACAUACUAUAAGUGCCUGUAGACUUAAAAAAAAUUUUUUUGUCUUUCUAAACAAAGGAAUAAGCAUUUUUUAAUUGCCAAUAAAUUGAAAAGUAUUUAUUUUAUUUAUUGAAUUCGCCAAACAGGGCAGAAAUACCAUCAAAAGACUUUUUUUUAAACUGGUAUUGUUUUGUAGAUAAGGUUUUAUGGUGUAAAUAUAAACUAUUUAUAAGUAAGCGUAUACUGUUUUCUAAAUACCCACCCAAAAUUACAUAUUUCCAAAAGGCAGAGACUGGCCGGCAGGCCAGUUCAUCAAGUUAAUCCCUACAUCUUUCAAGUAAUGGACUUAUUUGACCCCAAUAAAUGGAGAAAAUGGGACCGUCAAGAAGAACUUCUUCAAUGUACCUUAGGUCAGUCAAAGAUCCAUUAUGUAUAAUAAUCAUUUCAGUACAGGCAUGGACGAUGAUUCCAACCCAUACCGUAACUGUCUCUGAAAAGGCUGUGACUUGAGCAUGGCACAUGAAGCAAAACAUUCUCCAUUUCUUCUCUACACAGUGCAGGUCACCUGAUAGCCAAACACCAAACCGGUUCUCAUUUGUGAACAGCACAGUACUCCCGCCCCAUUGUUCAAGUGUCCAAGAGAGAUGCUGAUUUGAAUAAACCUUUCUACUCGAUGCCUCUCAAGUAGUAGAGAGCUUGGUUCAGGACGUCUACAGACUAAGAUAAUCUCAUGAAGACUUUUGAUAACUGUUUGAGAGGUUUCCCUUCGGAUGUUAAUAUUCGGGUGUUCCCCAGGGCUCGCACAUCAGGCCAAUUUUAUUUUUGAUAUUCUUCAAUGAUUUUACGGGUUAUUACAAAUAGUCAUUAGCUGCUUUGUGAUCAUUUAAAGCUGAUUAAAAGAGGUGGAUUUUGCGAUAGAUUGUAUUAUUUUUCUAGAGGACUUGAUUGCAUUUAAGAACUGGAACCGAUUAAACAAGUUAGAUGGUGAAAAGUGUAAAUUUAUCUGCUUCUCCAAAAAUAAGGCUACAAAUUCUAAUAAUACUAACUUUCGCUAUACUGUCAAUAGAGAUAUUAUUGAGGAAGUCACCAAAAUUGCUGAUCUCAAAGUUAUCUUCAACCCCAAUUGUGAUCUCCGUGAUCACUUUGAAGCCAUUAUGGAAAAAGCCUGUAGGUUUUAUUAAGCGAAUGACUGCAGACUUCACCGAUCCCUUCACGAUCAAUGGGACUGUUCGAAAUUGGCCACCAAUCAAGUAUGCCAUUAAACAACAGUUCUGUAGUGCGACAAGAGCAAUCUCUAGCCAGAAGUACAUAGCGGUCGGCCACUACCUUCUUUCCGAUCAGUGGGCCUAAACUGAUGGUAGUGUGGCACACCCAGGAUUUGGUGUAACGAUCGUCGCUGGUGAAAGCAUUCAUCCCGGUUAGAAUUUUCUCGACUUAAA